Molecule: messenger RNA, 2616 nt
Organism: Lodderomyces theae
Lineage: Eukaryota; Fungi; Ascomycota; Pichiomycetes; Serinales; Debaryomycetaceae
Gene: PKH3
Product: protein kinase
Exons: 1
Coding region: 1-2616 (871 amino acids)
Biological process (GO): intracellular signal transduction; peptidyl-serine phosphorylation
Molecular function (GO): protein serine/threonine kinase activity; ATP binding
Source: RefSeq, a predicted model, not a curated record
AUGUCCUAUAGACCAAACGCACCAUCUCAGCCGAGCCAAUCCACUGUGCAGCAGCUUAACAACGACUUGCCAAGUCACUUGGCGAAACAGUUGUCUCAAUCCCAUAUUCUGAACUCGAGUCCCGCGGCAAUAAAACAGCCGCUUCCACAAUCGCAAGCUCCCAAUAUGAAAAAAAGAUCUGUUCGUGAUUACCAAUUUGGAUCGAUGAUUGGUGAAGGGUCUUACUCGACUGUUUACUCAGCAAUGGACAAGCUACUGAAGAAAACAUACGCCAUCAAAGUGUUGUCGAAAAGACACAUUGUGAAGGAAGGUAAAAUCAAGUAUGUCAACAUCGAGAAGACCACCCUUCACAGAUUGGGACACCAACACCCUGGUAUUGUGCAAUUGUACUACACCUUCCAAGAUGAGUCAAGUUUGUUUUUUGUUUUGGAUUUUGCCGAGUAUGGUGAGCUUUUAUCCAUCAUAAGAAAACUAGGUUCUUUGUCUGAGCCUGUGUCGAAAUUUUAUAUGUGUCAAAUUAUUGAUGCAGUAAAAUUCAUUCAUCUGAAGGGGGUAAUACAUAGAGAUCUCAAGCCGGAAAACAUCUUAGUAGGUCAUGAUUUCAAUUUGAAAAUCACCGACUUUGGAGCUGCCAAACUCUUGGGGGGAGGUGAAGAAGACGGAGAGAAGAUUGACUAUAAUUCUUUCAAUGCAGAUGUUGAUACUCCAGGACAAGUGCCUAAAGAGAGGUUUGGCUCUUUUGUUGGAACUGCAGAGUACGUUUCCCCGGAAUUAUUAAAAGACAACAUUUGCGGCUUCGAGUCUGAUAUAUGGGCCAUAGGCUGCAUUCUUUACCAGCUCUUCAACGGCUCACCACCAUUCAAAGGUAAUACUGAGUACUUGACAUUCCAAAAGAUCAUUGAUCUUCAGUAUUCAUAUAAAUCUCCCAAACCACUUCCUAGGGAGGUCACGGAAAUUAUCGAGCGAAUAUUGGUGGCAGAUCCUUCUGCUAGACCCGCCAUUCCCGAUAUAAUGUCGUUCCGGUGGUUUAGCGAUGUUGAUUGGAGUGAUCCCAAAUAUUUGUGGCACAGGAAGGUGCCCAAACUUGAAAGCUAUUUUGGCACAGAAAGUAUAUCCCAACCAAUUGUCCCCAAGCUUAAAAAUGGAGCAAACAGAGAGAUGAACAAAUCCAAUUCGUACCACCAUUUACAAUCUCAGAUCAAUGCGUCCGACUUGGGCUUUUUACCCACGAUAGGAGCAAAGAAAGCUUUUAAACCUCCAACGGCCAUAAGAAAAAAUACAUCGUCAAAUGGUAUUUCAGAUGUGACUCACCAAUUUUUGCCAAGUGUUCUGCCUCCUAAAAGGCGUGAGGUGCCACACACAGCAGCACCACUUACACAAGUGAACCAACCUGUUUUUUCUACACCCGUCAAUAACAAUCGUACCCCAUUGGCCACACCGCCACAACCACCGCCACAACCACCGCAAUUGCAAGGUGAAGGUACGUCUAGACAUUUGCAAGGUCUGCAAUUGCAACCGCAACUGCAACCGCAACCGCAACCCAAGUCCCAGCCACGUGGAAAGCCUAAUAUUCGAGCAAACACAGCUUUCCAAAAUAUGCCCUCAGCUUCGAGAACUACAACUGCUCUGUCUCAAUCCCCGAAGAUGGGCUCAGUCAGUAAACAAGAUACAUCAGGAAUAACAGAAGGAAUUACUCCUUAUGCCCCUGUAGCUCCCAAGGCUUCUCCCGAUGCGGCUGCUGCUGCUGCUGCUUUUGCAAAGCGGAGCAAUUCGCAAGCCAAACCGAAUACCACGCCAGUAUCCAGUACUCGUUCAGAAAAUGCCACAUCUUCCCAAAGGAGUUCACAGAAGCAAACAGUACUUAAACUACACGAGGUGUCUAGUUUACUUGCAUCCAAUGAGAAAAUUCUCAAAAUGGAUCUUUUGAAAAGAAUGCAACUCCCCAAAUCAUCCUUGUCGUUGAACUAUGAAACUCUUGACGACAGUGUGUUGGAAAAGAUUGUCACCGAACACGCGCAAGUUUUAAAAGAGAAUUCAAAGUUGGUGCUCACGUUUGUCACCAACAUGGCCAGAAUUUUCCUUGUUGAUUCCACCUUAGAGGUGAUGCUAGUUGACUUGAAGGCAAACAGUGGGGGAGAUUACUUUAUGUACGAUUAUGAGUUCGAAGCCGACGAGGAAGAGCAGAGUAGUGGCCCUUUAGGGUAUUUGAUAAUCGAGGUUGUCAAAGAAAAUGGGGACUUGUACUUCCUUCAGCAAAUUUCUAGCAGAUAUUCUGAACCGGAGAUUAUCAAGGUAGUGGACAAGUCUGGCAAAGAAUCAUCAAUUGGCAAAGGACAUGGAUGGAUUGAUUGUCUAUUGAUUGCACGAGAAACUUCAACAGUCUCGCCUGGCGAGCACAGCAAUGCCAAUGGUGUUUCUGCUCUGGUAUCUGGCGUCUCUAAUGGAACGGUAGUCAAAAAAAAUACUGAUAUCAAAAGCAAGAAGGGGAGUGGAAAAAAGCCUAAAAAGGAAGUCAAACGUAAAGCAAGCAAUCUGCCUUCUUUGCGCUCAGCGUCAUCGACUAAUCCAGCAACCAAUUUCGCGCGUGCAGCAGCAGCGGCUGCUCGUCAAAAGUGA